CGCGCGAGGCUGAGGCUGGGCGGGCGCGUCACUUCUGCACGCUCGUGCUGAAAAAAAGAGAAAGAAAAAAAACGGCUCGCGGACACAAUGGGCUCUCCAGCGGACGGAGCGAGCUCCGACUAACGCGCCGCAGCCUUCGAUGAGCACAAGAGACGAGGUGAAGAGGCAGGGGGCUAUGUCGUUUCAGCUCCUCUUCACCACCGCUUGAUCAACCAUGAUGAAGACUGAACCCCCGUCUGCAGCCAGCAGUAGCACCAGCGGCAACCCGCUCGGAGCGCGGAGUGCCUCCCCGCACAGGAACGCCUAUGAAGCAGGAAUUCAGGCACUCAAGCCGGUCAAAGACCCUGGUGCCCCCAAUGGGGAUGAUAAAGAGGGGAAGCUGCGGGCUCCUGGCCGGGGCCGCAGGUAUGGCUCCAACGUCCACCGCAUCAAGAAUAUGUUCAUGCAGAUGGGCUCUCCUGGGGAUGAAGAGGAUCCGUCCAAAUUGAAAGACCAAACGGUGCGGCUCUCCCUGCCGAGAGCCAGCAGCCUGAACGAGAAUGUGGAUCACAGCACCCUACUCAAACUCGGUGGCACUGUUUCUGAACGUGUUAGUCGCUUCGAUAGCAAGACCGAUGGAAGUGGUGCACGUGGACCCUCCUCAGGCUUCUCCAAGCUGCAAGAGACACGUAAGAUCUUUGAACAGCGCCAUCUGCAGGAGAAGCAGGCUGCCACCAAUCGCAUCCUGCUGAAAAAGGAGCGUGCCUCAGGCUUCCAGGACAGCCGUCUCGACGUAGUCGUGCGUUUCAAUGGCAGCACGGAGGCCCUAGACAGACUAGAUGCGGAGGGUGGUCCUGUUGAGGCAGUGUCACCCACUGUUAGCCAACUGAGUGCUGUCUUUGAGAAAGCAGAACUGCGCAACAAUCUGCAUCGGCCGACCUCGACCUCACCGCUCUCAUCUCGUGGUGUUAGCCCUACCCCAGGGAAAACAGGGGCUGUUAACUCCAAAAGCAUCCCCAAAAAGGUGCGAUCGUUUCCUCAAGCAGGAAGUCAGGAGAAAGGAGUCCUACCCAAGGAUCAGGAGGAUGUCCCUGGAAGUCCCAGAAGGAUCAGUUCCCAAACAGACACAUCGAGCAAACCAUCAAUGGAUGGAUCAAUCCCUGAGUCUGAGAUGGUCCAGUCAAGUGAGGUCCAGAACUCUGCAGAUGCCAGUGCGCUAAAGGAUCUUGGGGAACAUGAUGGUGCCAGUACCCAGGAAGCAGGCAGUAGACUGGUUCAAGCGGAAGUCCAUGUCCAUGCUUCCCUGGAGAAUGGGGAUUCCAACAAGACAGAGCAGAGGGAUGAGGGCAGGCCAGCAUCAGGAGACGCCUGCUUUCGAGAUGAGGAGGGGGCUGAAGAAGAGUCUCAUAGGGAGGAUUACUCCGAAGCAGACCUGGUGGACAUCAGUGCCUAUAGCGGUAUAGGUGAGGACUCUGGUGGAAGUCAGCUGGAUGAGGAUGAGGAGGCUGAUGAUGACGAAGCGUAUGAACCAGAGUCCAGCUGCACUGAAAUCCCAGGACUGGCAGUUGAGGAUGACCCUCCAGCCAGCAGGAAGAUCUGUUUCAGCACCGGGCCAAUACAGGUGUUCACCACGUACUCUAACGAGGACUAUGACCGGCGUAAUGAUGAUGUCGAUCCUAUGGCAGCAUCAGCAGAAUAUGAGCUGGAAAAGAGAGUGGAGAGACUGGAUCUUUUCCCUGUGGAACUGGAAAAAGAUGGCGAUGGUUUGGGGAUCAGUAUCAUCGGAAUGGGCGCUGGAGCAGACAUGGGCCUGGAGAAACUCGGAAUCUUUGUUAAAACAGUCACGGAGGGAGGAGCUGCUCACCGGGACGGAAGGAUCCAGGUGAAUGACCUCAUAGUGGAGGUAGACGGCACCAGCUUGGUGGGCGUUACUCAGAAUUUUGCUGCGUCAGUCCUGAGGAACACCACUGGCAAAGUCAAGUUUAUUAUUGGCCGGGAGAAACCAGGGGAGCAGAGCGAGGUUGCGCAGCUGAUCCAGCAGACGCUGGAGCAGGAGCGCUGGCAGAGGGAAAUGAUGGAGCAGCGCUAUAAUCAGUACAUGGAGGAGGACGAAGAGACGGGCGAGUAUGCUACAGAUGAGGAUGAAGAGAUGAGCCCCAUGUUCCCUAAUGCUAUUGAGGUAUUUGACUUGGCCGAAAACGAGGACAUGCUCUCACCCGUGGAGAUGGACCCAGAGAAACUCACCCACAAGUUCAAAGAGCUCCAGAUAAAGCAUGCUGUAACCCAGGCUGAGAUCAAGCAGCUGAAGCGGAAGCUGGCUCACGCAGAGCAGGAGAAGCUGCGUUGGCGGAUGGAAAAGGCCCAGCUGGAACAGACGGUGCGGGAGACGAAGGAGCGCAUGGAAAAGCUGGAAGGCUACUGGAUGGAGGCGCAGAGUCUGUGUCAGGCGGUGGAUGAGCACCUAAAGGAGACGCAGGCCCAGUACCAGACACUAGAGCGCAAAUACAGCAAAGCCAAACGCCUCAUCAAAGAGUACCAGCAGAAAGAGAUUGAGUACCUGAAGAAGGAGACAGCGCAACGGCGUGCGCAGGAGGAGUCUGAGGCCGGUCGUAAAGAGGAGACAGACAGCCUGCAGGAGAAGAUCACAGAUCUGGAGACGAAGGUGGGUGCACUGAAGAGCUCGGAGCCCUCCUAAACCUCCCCCAGGAACAAGAGAGAGGGGGAGAGUGGGAGAAAUGCCUUCAACCCCAGCCAUCCCUCGCUCCUACGUUUUUCUCUCAAAGGCAUGCAACAACGGACGACCAAAAGACUGCAAGAAACGUUAAAGGGAUGUUCCUGGGGAGAGGGAGGGGUGAAAAAGAAUUCCAUAAUGCCUCGCCAGUAAGCCUGGCACAGGCUGCCCACCUCUAGUCCUCAUGACAGCCCACAUAAUGUAGGCCCCAGUACGUUUUUAGUUUCAUACAGUAUUUGAUUUUCUCUCUUUUUAAACGGCCCUCAAUAAAAAAAGCAUUACGCUGCUUCCUCUCAGCAACUCUGCAUAGUUCUGUUCAAGUGACCCGUGGGCUGGCUGGGCACAGUGCCAACGCGAACAGAAAAGGCGAGGAUGAAAGUGCGCGGCAGACUUUUGAGUUUUUCUUUCUUUUUUUUUUUUGGUGUUCAAACCGCAACAGCAAAAUGGCCGCUCUUCUUUGCCCACUGGAAUGGAGCCACAGUUGGUUGUACAGCAGUGAUGGAAGAGCUGAUGGUGUUUGUAUAUAUUCUUCAAUGUAUUUAAAAAUGCUUAAGCAAUGAGCCAGUGGGAAGAGGGAUGGGUAACAGUAAAAACCGAACAUAAACAAAAGUAGUCCAAUAUAAAGCUCAGUUCAAGCUGGAUUGGUAUUACCUGGGGAGGUACUGUAAUUGAAGUGAAUGCUGAUGAGAUUUGUGGAUUCAAAUGCUUAAAGGAGCUUCACAUAAUGUAAAGGGUUUCAACUUCAAAAAGGUUCUUCACACUCCAAAAAUCCCCUUUACAAAAAUGGUUCUGUGAUGUAACAGCCAUUGAAAGUGUUUUAGGGAACCAAAAGUGGUUCUUUUAAAGCAUUUUGCAAGAACCUUUGUUGGAACCUUUAUUUUUUUUAGAGUAUAUAGUAUUGUAAGUACUGUAGUAGACAUGUUCCAAUCCACCUCAAGCAAAUGGAACAACAAAACCUGCUAAUAGACACAGCUUUGCUCCGUGUUGCUAUUGUUAAUGAGCUUUGCCCUAAUUGUGUAAUGCUGAUGUGUACUUCCAGUCUAUGACCUUUCAAUCCAGACUGUGAUCAUUUGUGGAAACUACACAAAUACAUUUUUCUGUAUAAAUUGGCCAGUCAAAACCUUUACAGAACCUCCUCUAGUAAAACAAAUCCACAUCAAAUAGUGCUUUAGACUAGCAGGGCAAAGAGGCAGAGUUGUGUAUUUCUUUUACGCUUGAUUUUUUUGUUAGCAAAACUGGCAAACAGGGUGUGAGACCUGCGCAAGCUUGACAUUUAAAAAGUAACUUCCAAGAUAUGCUUACGUUUCACACUUUGCUUUCCUUUAGACAGUAUUACUGGAGCAGUGUAACAUGAUUUGAGGAUUUUUUUCUCCUGUCAAAAAAACAUCACUUGUGCUGGCCCUUUACUGUGUCCGCAAAUUUGCUUUGAGUUGAAAGCUGAGUUAUGUUUCUCACGCUGAAUGUGGUGCUUAUGGUAACAUGGGAAACUAAAGUAUGAGUCCUCAGGUUUGGUUCCAGCAAAGCUCAUAUGAACCUUUGAAGCAGUCAGUACAGCCAAGCAACAGCUUACUGCAAACAUGAGAAAUCCUUCAUGAGUAAAACCCUAUUGAAGCUGGAUUAGAUUUACCUUGGGAAGUACUAUAAGUCGAGUGAAUACCGACAAGAUGCGUGAUUUUAAUCCAGUAUGAACCUGCAGUUUCUAUAGUCUGACGGUAAUAAUUCUGAAAUGCCCUUCAGUAAUCGGCUGAAUCCGGAGAUCCCUCAGUAAUAGCAGACCUGUUCUGAAUCGCUAAAUGAAUGUGAUACUCCUGAUCCUGAUAUUCUCUUUAAAAAGACAAUUCUCACCUGAAAAUAUUUAUACUGUUUUCAGCAAUAAACUGCAUAUCUGUCUUUUUAUAAAAUUGAAUGUCUUUGAUGCAAAAAAUUAUUGUAGCAAAUAAUUUUGUAGGAUAGAAACUACUUUUCCCUAUUUAUUUAUUUCACUGCACUAAACACAGUUUAUGUGGCAGUUUAUUUAACUCAAAAGCAAAGGCAUUUUUUAAGUUUUAUUGGUUUUCACUGUAUAAAUCACAAAAUUAAUUCCCCUUCCUGUGAGCACAAGAAGACUUAAAACUAGAAAUGGCAUUAUGUUACUUUCUGUUUUCUGAUACAAAUACUGUUAGAAACCUGAUUUACCAAUCUGUUUUUUUAACUUCUGAGUUAUUUUUAAUUAAUUUUUUUCACUUAGGUUGAGUAUCUAAAAGCAGGCCUUCGUUCCCAAAUUACUAAAACACUCUACUACCCCACAGCAAGAAGUGCACAGCUAUCAACAUAAUGUGAGCCAUCUCUACUAACAACUAAUGAUUCUUAAGAGUAUUUUAUUGGUAUCAGGGUGUUAAUGUUUGUCUUGUAUUGGAUCAAAAAAGACAAGUGGUAUUGUUCAUCUCUAAAGUAAAAACAAAACAGACAUGGCGCCAGGCAUGUAACAUUGAUGGCUAUAUCUGUGCUACAAUGUUUCAGUCCAUUCUGUCUGUGGUAAUUUGGCAAAUCAGCCAGUAAAAUCCCUUACAAAUUACAUUACAGAGCCUCCUCUGGUGAAACAAAUCCAGCUUGGAUAGUGCUUUAGUCACUUCAGCACAGGCUGUGUAUAACAGGCCUUAUUGUUAUUCGAUUUUAUCCUUUUUCCUUCUCACUCAGUCUUGCACAGUCCUUUUCCCACAGGCAAAUGAGAUACUGGUUGUAUACUGUGCAUUUAAGCACAGCAAGCAUCUCUCAUUAUUGAGAGAAUUACAGACACUGUAAUGUCAUUUCACCACUGCAUUCAAUAUGCCAUUUGACAAUGGCAGUGGCUGUAGUUCUCUGGGAUGAAAUUGAUCCAGGAGCAGUUUCUUUUUAAAUCCUAACUUUAAACACAGAGAAGGGGAGACUCUGGGGUUGGGAGGGUCCUAAAUGCACACUGCUGUCUUUUUGCCUUUAGUUAUGUGUUGUUGAUGACUGUUUCUGUGGAUCUGGAAGGCCUUACAGUUAUCUUCUCUGAAGUUUUACAAUUGGGAAAACUGGAGUUUGGGUAAAGAAUUAAAUACACCUUUUAGGCAGAUAUAUGAUCUAGAACCAGCUCCUCAUAUUAAAAGCAAAAUGUUAAACUGGUCUCAAGUGGAAGGAUCUUUCCACUAUUUUUAAAACUAAAUGCAUGCUUUUUACUGUAAUAGAAAAUGGUAUAAUGGCAAAACUGCUGUAGCUGUAUUUCAUUUUCGAAACCCAGCAGAGGAAUAACUAGCAUCAAGCCAUUACAGCAAAAAGGAUACAUUUAGUUCAAAAUACCAGCAUUAUCCUCUAAGGACAGCAUCCCACAAAACCCCGUAUUGGCCAUUCAGAGUCUGAUGGAGAUGAGCACCAUCUCGGGAUGCACUAAGAAAGAGAGUCUACUGUCUGUAAAUCUUUGUUCUGGAAAUCUGUUUAAAUUUGUUUAAGUAUUAACUUUCCAUUCUGGAAGGACAGUAUUAGUUUGGGCAGAUCUAAUACGUGGCUAUAGUUUUGAUGGCUUUCUAAGAUAUGUGAUAUAAUUCAAUCCGUUGCUUCCACUUGGUAUGUUUUGUGAUGGCAAAAAUGUCUCUUACAGUGCAGUAUUAAAGAUGAAGUCUGGGGUUUUAUCCAAUCUUUUAACAAAUAUUUUAGUGAUCCAACAAUAUAUCACUGGCAACAAUAUAUGAUGAGCUUUGUUAAUGUCAGUAGAAUAUAAAGAGUUUUUUUUAUGUGUGGAACUAGAACUCGUUCACUUUGGUUUAUUUCUGGGAUCAACUUUGGUUUGCAAUAUGUGCCGUUUCACAUGGUGUGCAGCAAAAACCAUAAUACAGCACAUUCCUAAGCACAUCUCAGAUACUCUGGUCACUCCUAACACUGUGAUAGUCCACAGGGUCCAUCUGUAUGAAACAUCCCAGCUGACCUAUGCUUAUGUAAUCUUAUUCAUCACAGCAUGGCCAGCAAAACUCAUCCUAAAACAGCGCUCUUACUCUUGAGGAAUGUGAUACGUGCGAACAACCCCUGAACUACCUCAGGUUUUUUUCUCCCUACUCAUCUGAAUAUUUUUGCACAUAGACAGGAGGCAGAGCAUCGUCAAUAACUGGAAAACAUAAAUGCAUUGGUGGACUCAAUUAAGCAAUUAAGGCAGUGUGUUUUGUUUUACAGACAGAGUGAGCUUGAUGGACCCCUAUUAAAAUGAUAUAUAUUAUUAUAUCUUGCAAAUAUAUUCCAAAAUGUACAUGGAAUAUAUCAGCGCUGUCAUAACAAAACUUCCUAUUGCUUAGUGGACAACUGUCAGAGAGGAGGAAAAAAUGGUUAACUUCUUAUUCUACAUAAUUUUUGACCAUUUCUAUUGGUCCAUUCAUUACGAAAUGUUCACACAAGGCGAAGUUGGUAUUUUCAAAUGGUGUUUAUAUUUACAUAUAUGGAGGUUUUGAUAUGACAGCGAUGUUAUAUUUUCAGAAUAUUACUUUCAGCAAGUGUCAUCUUGUUCCUGUUCCAGCUGUAUUUCCUAUUUUGUUGACUGUUUGUACUCUGCUGUCUCUAAGCUGGCUGUACCAGUAUAGGCAGAGUCUGGACCUUUGAUCACUCCACUCAGGUUUAAUGACCUUAAGGCGGCAGUAUUAAAAAAUGGACCAAAUACAUUGAACAUAUACAGCUCUUUUUUGUGGUUGCUUCAGUGUGCAUGCAAUUGACCGCAUCUCAAGGGAAACAACACAGCAGAGGAGACUGGAUCAGCUGGAUAAAUAUCAGGAACUGUAAACUGGACUUGCAUUAAUACCCUUCCCAUGAAAAUGUACCAUAUUUAAAAAUAAUUUUACAACAUAUAUAAUUCACAUUCAGUAAUGCAUUAAUAGCAAAUCCUAAUAUAUUCCAUUUUAUGUGGGUUUGCAGUGAUAGGAUUGUCAGCUCUGGGUUCUGGCACAGGGGCAACAUUCAUUGUGCAUCAGUAUCUUGCGGUCAUAUGUGUCGUAGAGUAAGAGUGCUUCAUUUGGGUCAGCUUUUGGCUUUCGAUGAAUAUGAUUAUCCAUAUAGGGUCCAAUCCUAUUUGAGAACUUUCGGUGGAUGGACUAGUUAGGACCUGAAUCUGAGCAGGAGGAACACUGGCAGACUGAAAGAUGUUUUGUUUCCAAGCUGGACGGCAGGACGAGGAACAUGUUGAGUGAUAAUCAGAACGGUGAAACACUGACUGAUCAAACUUUUUAAUCUUACAUUCCAUUCACCUUGCUUCGCAGACGCUGUAGCCUUUGAUGAGAUUUGCUUGUUUCUGUGUACAGAGAGGAACUCAGUUUUGCUCAUGCUGGUAUAAGAGUUUUACACUCAUUUUACGUGAACUAAAACUUGACUCCAUUCCUUCUCUAUUCAUUUUUUUUUACCCAUCUUGAGUUGCAAUCAUAUGAAUGGAAGAAAAAUGUUUCAUUUGAAAGGAGCCUCAUGUUUAUCUUGCAUAAGUUACUGUCAUUAACAAUAAAUACAGAAAUGUGUUGAGCAGUG
Molecule: messenger RNA, 8203 nt
Organism: Pygocentrus nattereri (red-bellied piranha)
Lineage: Eukaryota; Metazoa; Chordata; Actinopteri; Characiformes; Serrasalmidae
Gene: ppp1r9ba
Product: protein phosphatase 1, regulatory subunit 9Ba
Exons: 11
Coding region: 215-2674 (819 amino acids)
Biological process (GO): actin filament organization; calcium-mediated signaling; neuron projection development
Cellular component (GO): cytoplasm; postsynaptic density; actin cytoskeleton
Molecular function (GO): actin filament binding
Source: RefSeq, a predicted model, not a curated record